Messenger RNA from Micropterus salmoides (largemouth bass), 1280 nucleotides. Its product is annotated as olfactory receptor 2A12-like. Gene Ontology annotation, biological process: G protein-coupled receptor signaling pathway. Gene Ontology annotation, molecular function: G protein-coupled receptor activity; olfactory receptor activity. The transcript is spliced from 5 exons. The record is from RefSeq and is a predicted model, not a curated record. NCBI's taxonomy places the organism in Eukaryota, Metazoa, Chordata, Actinopteri, Centrarchiformes, Centrarchidae. Gene Ontology annotation, cellular component: membrane. The coding region runs from base 16 to 1188 and encodes 390 amino acids.
GUGUAAUAUCUUACUAUGAUACAGUUGUUAUGGGAAGGUAACUUGGAUGACCUGAGUGUGCUGCUUUUUUGUCUCUACUGGGAUGAAGAUGUAUUAACAAACUUUGCAUUUCCUGCGUGUCACGAAAUCUUUAUAAAACUGAGAGCCUGCUGUCUGUGUUUGUCACACCAUCAAGGCUGUCCGGUGAGUAUGUUUCAGGUGGAUGAGAACUACACCCGCGUGACAGAGUUUGUUAUUGUGGGCUUCCCAAGUCUGCAGCCGGAGUAUUUUGACUUAGUGGCAUGGGUCUUCUUCUUCCUUUAUGUGACCACAGUGGUGGGCAACCUUCUGCUACUGGUUGUUUUUGCUUUGAACCACAGUCUUCAGAAGCCCAUGUACAUCAUCAUGGUUAGCCUGGCCCUCUCAGAUAUUGGCUUUACCACAGUGGCUUUACCCAAACUAAUUGCUCGCUACUGGUCAAAUGAUGGGAGUCUUGGCUUUCACACUUGCCUCUUCCAAAAGCACAUGAUCCAUUAUUUUGGUUCCUUGAACUCCCUGAUUUUACUGACCAUGGCCCUGGACCGAUAUCUUGCCGUUUGCUUUCCACUCAGAUACCCGAUGAUGAUGACAAACAAUACGAUGUCAAGCCUCACACUCUUCUGCUGGGUGUUGGCGCACAUCUUCCCUGGCAGUAGCAGCAUCAUCUUUGCCAUGAUGCCGUUUUGUGGGCCCAACCAAAUCAUAAAUGCCUUCUGCGACACCUUGUCUCUUACAGCUCUAGUGUGUGGGGACUCCAGCCAACAAUACAGCGCUGCAUUUGCUGGUGCAAUGUUUAUUCUUUACGGCCCUUUAGCCUUCAUCAUCUUCUCUUACAUUUGCAUCAUCAUCUCAAUAUUGCGCAUGGCCAAUGGACAGGGCAGAAUGAAGACCUUCUCUACCUGUGCCACCCAGGGCUGUAUCAUUUCUCUCUACUACAUACCACGUUUCUUUGUCUACUCAACACCUUUCUUCCCUAACCUGAAAAUGACCCCUGACAAGCGUAUAGCCACCACCCUCAUCUACAGUCUUUUCCCUCCGCUGAUCAACCCGCUCAUCUACUGUCUGAGAACCAAGGAGAUCAAGCAAAUAUUGACACGCUGGGUCCAGAGACGAAGGGAUGUAACGCCUACGAAGCAUGGCCAAAUUUUCACUGUCACCAAGUCACAAUGACAAGUGGUCCGUGACCUUGUUUUGUUGCUAAUAAAUGUUUGCAUUAGUAUAUAUGGUAAUAUACAUGGAAAGAGGUUCAAUAGACUGGAAAA